AUGGGUAGCUACAUUGAUUUGAGUGGGUACCAAAUCCCAAAGAAUGUGUUUGAGAAGAUGGAUCCGUUUGAACGACAUAAACUUAUGAUGUCCCUUUGUAUGUUAGAGAAAAAUAAAAAUACUGAUUGUCAAUAUUUAAGUGACUAUGAUAUUUUAAAAAAAAAAUACAAAUUCAUACAUGAUGUGUCUAACGAAAAAAACUCGCUUUUGCAAAACUACUAUAGAAGUAUUUGUAAUAAGUAUGUUAUAUGUGAUUUGUCUAAAUAUAAAGAAGGGAAGAUAGGGCUGAGGUGGAGAACAGAGGAGGAAAUAAUCAAAGGGAAAGGACACAUAAUAUGCUCUUCUAAAAAAUGUAAUAAUACAGAUUUAAAUACAUAUGAAUUUUUAUUUCAAUAUAUUGAAGAAGGAAUUGAAAAGAAAACCAACGUAAAAGUGCGGGCAUGUAUGGAUUGUGCAUAUAAAUUGCAUUAUAGGAAAAUUAAAAAAUAUUUAAAAAAAAAAAAAAAAAAAAAAAAACAAAAAGAGAAAAGAAUUAAACAUAGAACAAGCUCAAGUAAUGAAAGUAGUAAUACUUCAUCAAGUUUUAAUGAUAAUUGCUCAAAAUCAAAGAAACGGAAAAAAUACUAUAUUAAAAAAAAACUUGAAAAAAUAUCCUUAAAGAGUGAAGAAAAAAAAAAUGAAGAAAACAUGUAUUUUCAUGAUUUAAUUUUUUAA
Molecule: messenger RNA, 714 nt
Organism: Plasmodium vinckei vinckei
Lineage: Eukaryota; Apicomplexa; Aconoidasida; Haemosporida; Plasmodiidae
Product: conserved protein, unknown function
Exons: 6
Coding region: 1-714 (237 amino acids)
Source: RefSeq, a predicted model, not a curated record